Pleurotus ostreatus (oyster mushroom) is the source of this 4203-nucleotide messenger RNA. RefSeq lists its product as uncharacterized. NCBI's taxonomy places the organism in Eukaryota, Fungi, Basidiomycota, Agaricomycetes, Agaricales, Pleurotaceae. The coding region runs from base 1 to 4203 and encodes 1400 amino acids. Gene Ontology annotation, molecular function: protein binding. Gene Ontology annotation, cellular component: cell tip; microtubule cytoskeleton. The transcript has 4 exons. The record is from RefSeq and is a predicted model, not a curated record. Gene Ontology annotation, biological process: establishment or maintenance of actin cytoskeleton polarity; signal transduction.
AUGCAAGGCGUUGAUCCCAGAAGACCAUCUAGGCAGGACACCUACGACCUUCGGGAUCAAAUUCAGGACGCCUCUGAUUACUCUGACAUGCAGGCGCACGUCGACUCUACCACCAACCCCACUUACCACGGCAUCUCCGAUGAAGAACAUUCUGUCCUCGAAGACGACUCGGACAAUGAAGACCAGGAGAUGGAAUACGCCGAGGACGACGAAGAUGGGUCGUCCGACCUCUCCAUACCCAACGAAAGCAUUGAUUUCGACUUGGUCUAUUCGUUGCACAGUUUCGCCGCAACCGUGGAAGGACAAGCGAACGUUGUGAAGGGGGACAGCUUAUUCUUGAUGGACGACAGUAACAGUUAUUGGUGGCUGGUACGGGUCCUAAAAACUCAAGAAGUCGGUUAUAUUCCUGCUGAGAAUAUCGAAACGCCGUUCGAGAGACUCGCGAGGUUGAACAAACAUAGGAAUGUUGAUCUUGCAUCCGCAACAGAAGCCGAAACAGCAGGGGCCGAUGAAAGACUACGCGUUAGAGGGACCAAUAAAUCACCUUCGCCUGUCCCCCCACGAGGCGCCAGUCGUGCUAAACGUGGGGUCGCGUUCACACCAUCUCUGAGCGUCCACCGCUAUCCGCCUGCGGUCUGGAAUGAAGAGGAAGAGGAGGAAGAAGAUAUCGAAUGGGACGAUGAAGGGUACGAAGGUGAAGAUCGCGGGCUAGCAGAGGAAAUGCUGGAGCAGCAGCGCAGGGCAGAAGAGAUGCAGCAGCGAAUGGGUGUCGGGGAUAGGCAGGCUGGCAUGGAGGUAGACGACGGAAUGCAAUGGACCGACGAGGCACAAGCGCGUCUGAAGCAGCAGCAGCAACAGCAGGGAGCCGUGGCUGGUCUGCGUGCGGGAACCCCUCCUUCUGGGAUGAGCGCUGAACAAGUGCAGUCGCAGCAACGGCAGCAACAGAUUAUGGAGGCUCAAGAGCGGGAAAUCCAACGCCAGCAGCAAUUAGAACAAGACCGACAACGCCAGAUGGCUCAACAGGCACAAGCGCAGAAUGGCGUCCGUAAAUCACCCUCUCGCGAGCGCCUUGACCAAGACGUUAGGAUGACAGAUGCUUCUCAGCAAAUCGAUCCUGCUGAUGCUACGGAAACCAGAAAGUUGACGGUUACGCCGCCUGUGGCUAGAGAUGAGCGCCAGGGAGUGCCGAGCGCUGUUGCCAAAACUCAAGAGGAAGAGCGAAAGCGAAGGACAGCCGAAGAUGAAGAGGCUAGGAGGAAGAGCAAAGGCACAAAUGCUUUGGGGCCAGCUGUCAGUUCCGGCAGUGUCUCUAGCUCAGGGAGCAGCGGUCGACAAGGUGGAGGUAAACUACGGAAAGAGCGAGGGGACACAGACGACGAGGGUGGCAAGGACAAGAAGAAGAAGACAUCUAUGUUCGGUGGGCUUUUCACCAGGAAAAAGGAUAAAAAGGACAGGAAUCCGUCCAUUGGAAGCUUUGAUAGUAAUGAUGCAGUGGCGAGGGCUUCAGAAGAUUCGAAUCGCUCUGGAUCGGUGCAUAGUCGAAGCACAGGGGAAGGUUUCAUGUCGCCUGUUACGGCCGCAGCUUCAGCCAUGCAGCAACAAGUCCAGCAAGUCCAGCCAGCGACUCCUAAGGCGGUCCCGGAACCGAACCGACCUGCUGGUGAACCGGCGGCUCCCCUGGUAGCAGCAGCUCCUGCUAGUGCUGGACCAGCCAUCAUUGGCACACCUAGUACACCUCCGCAAGUAUCCCAACAUGCAUCUCAGUUGAGGCAGAGGGACCAACAACAACAAGCACUGUACCAACAAUAUCUCAACCGUUCUCCAUCUUCACCCCCCGAAGCGCAACCGUCGUAUGGCUUACAAUCAGCGUCGAUAUUCAAUGCUCCCCCAUCUGCGUUCCACAGUCCCUCAAAUUCUGGAUCUAACCCCGGUUUAGGUGUUCCAACCCCGCGCCCACGUCCAGGAUCACUUAUUUUAACUGGGAUGUCGCCUGACCUGAGCGUUAUCCGUGUCUUCGCGGGCAAGAAUCUUCAGACGGAGGCCACCUUCAAGACAGUCCUAUUGAAUAGCUCGACAACCUCGGAGGAUCUGGUCAGGCAGGCGAUCCAGAGGUUCCGUCUCCCUGGCGGAGACGACGAGAACGACUACUACCUUACGGUGAAGCAAGUAGAAGGAGGUGCUUCAGCAGUCCUUCGAUCCGCCGAGAAGCCUCUCGUGGUAUUUGAGACACUGACGGAAGCCGCUACGGAACUACCGAAGGUCAAGCGAAGCAGCGUUGGCAGCAUUAGUAGCGUGGCUAGCAAUUUGUCUAUGCAUCCGGCGAUCAGAAAGUUGCCGAUGAAUGACUUCACGGACGACUCGGCGGUCAAGUUCUACUUGAACAGGAGAAACGAGGAUGGGAGCUCUGAGGAUGAAUUUUCGGGACUCCCAGGCGACGAGACGCUCGUGGCUGAAACCUCAUUUGGUAGUGGUGAAGCGGAGGCACAUCUAUCGCCACUACGCUCGCAGUAUUUAAGCGCUGGGAGCAACGUCACCCCAGAACGAUUCAGCUCCCCGUCUUAUAGGUUUGCCCUGCAAAUGGUGAUAUAUCCUGAAGACCUCCCGGAAGAUAUGGCAUUCGACCCGCUUACGGAGGCCAUUGUCCCGAAAGAGACGCUGCGCGGGCGGCCUCAGUCAAGUAGCUCGAUAAGCACCUCUUUAUCGCAGACUAUGAGACGAAAAGUCUUCAUCUUCCCUAAGAAUGUUACUGUCGCAGAAGUUAUCGAGCUUGGAUUGGAGAGAUUUGGCAUCCCUGAAGGCGUCGUUGAUGGAGGAGAUGAGGUCGAAGACAAGAUGUCAAAGAGGCGAAGUUCAUCUCGCGUACGGUAUGGGCUUACCGUUGACACAGGGAACAACAAGCGGGAACUGUCACCUUCCAGCAAAGUUAUUGACGCCUUCCCUCGUCCGCCAACAUUCCGUGCCGCUGACCGCAAGGUGAACGAUAACAAGCGCCGAUCGAUAGACUCCGGUUUGCUGCUGGGUACCAUGGACGACAUCAACCCUGAUGACCCCUUCUUUGUCCUACGUCGCGCUGUAGCCUAUCGCAGCUCAACAUCUCGACAUCGACUAUCUGCACCUCUUGACGAAAUAGCACUUCAGCACCUUCAUCAAAGUCGCGAAUCCGAAGCAGGCUCCAGCUCUGAUCCAUCCAGCCCGGUUCUAGAAGAUGGCAAGAGGCAGCUCACAAGACAAGAGAUCAUUGCCGCCCAGCGGCGCGCAACACAAGCCAAUCAACGAGCAAUCCUUACUACCCAAACGAACUCAGUCCGUGGCGUCGACAUCUUGCUACCUGGCAAUGUGAUGCUCCGAAGUUCGCGCUACGAUGUUGGGGACAAAAUGCGCUAUUCAUACGUUCAGCCUGACGGUGAAACCUACGACAUCAGCGAUAUCAUCGAAGAAGAGUGGCAAGAGGGCAGCGCGACAGGGAAAAACGAUCUUCUGGAUAGCAUGCUUGUCCGAUCCAAAGAUGGUUAUGGCGAUAAGCUUGAUCGCGUACUCAACAAGAUCAAGAGCGGCAAAGCUGCCCGCCAGAGGCAACGAGAAAGUGUUUCUCAAGCCAGCUUUGAUAGUCAGGGGUCGUUCGAUUCCGUCUCACCCUCAGAAUAUUCUAUCGACAAUCGAUCUCGCUCAGCAACACCAGGCUCGGCAGGGUUGGCCUCGCGGGCACCUAAUGACCAGGCCAUGUACGCCUCGAGGUCGAAGUCGCCGUCGACCUCAGGCAUGGCGACGCCCAGACCCGGUACCGUUACGCCGACCGCAAAGCCCGACCACCUCGGGCCCAAUCGACGCAAUCCAUCGAUUGCUUCCGUUGUUUCAGAUACGACGGGCUACGCGACGCCGACUACACAAUUCUCACCUAUUGAUAGCCCAAGAAAGGUCGCGACUCCAAAGCCGUACAAUCAAAGAAAACGAGUAGUGAUACCCAAAGAUGAUUUUGGUCUCACCCAGAUGAUGGCUGUCAUCGAAGUCGCAGCGAUGAAACCAAAGGAACCUCUACCACAUUUAGAUCCAGUUGAUAAACUUCUUUUCGGCAGGCCGAUAGAACCACAAUCUUUACACCCCCAAAUCCGAGACAUCUACGCGAAUACUUUCAAAGAGCUCGAAGAUUUUGAUAAGGUCCUAGAUGAUCAUCUAUUUCGAAUUCAAGCAAUAGCCGCUCCUUAA